AUGAAGAUAAGACAACAAACAGAGGUGAAAAAUAGUAGUUAUAUGAUCAUGCAAUGUAAGAAAGGGAAAACAAACAAGUUCAAGAGGAGUAGUUCAAAUGUUGAAGAAGAUGGUGCUUCUGCUGCUAUUCUCUUACUUGCUUGUAUUGCUUGCACUACUACUACUACUACCUCUUCUCACCUAUGA
Solanum verrucosum is the source of this 186-nucleotide messenger RNA. RefSeq lists its product as uncharacterized. The record is from RefSeq and is a predicted model, not a curated record. Lineage: Eukaryota; Viridiplantae; Streptophyta; Magnoliopsida; Solanales; Solanaceae. The coding region runs from base 1 to 186 and encodes 61 amino acids. The transcript has a single exon.